ACACUAUGUUGGGCGAAAGAUUCUGGGGAGAGGACCCUAGCGGGAACUGGCCCUAACUAGACCCUCCUUGUAUUGAAGCAGCCUUGACGUGCGUGAAUAAAUGCUUUUAGAAGGAGCUGGCCACUUCAUGGCAAGUAGCUGUGUUCUUCACUGAGAGAGAGGGAUAGUUCUACUGGACCAAGGGCAAAAAGCAGCUAACAAGAACAUUAUGCAGGACAAGAAUGUGGCCUCUCUGGAUGAUGAGCUGCUAAGUGAGGACAAGGAGGAGAGUUCUCAUCAGGAAAGUCCAGGCUGUACAGAAGCCCGUGGAAUGCUAUUGGGGAAUUCCCAAGUCCCCCAGCUGGAAAACGCCCAUGAGAAACAGAUUGGUAUAGUGCAAUGGCAGGAGAAUUCCUCAGAUGAUACCUGGUCUAAACUCUCUCCUGGUCGAGAAAGUAUCAUUCAGCUGAAUGCAUCAUUAAUUCAAGAAACCGUAUGCAAAAGAAAACAAGAGCAUGUGCGUUCUGACUAUGGGAACACUUUCACUCAAAGCUCCUGCCUUAUCGGUCGCCAGAUAAAACAUGCAAUAGGAAGGCCCUUCUCAUGUGCUGAGUGUGGGAAAAGCUUCAAUAAGAGCUCACACCUUGCUGUACAUCAGAGAAUCCACACGGGUGAGAAGCCCUAUGGCUGUGCAGAGUGUGGCAAAGGCUUCUGUAGCAGUUCCCAGCUAAUUUCACACCAGAGAAUUCACACCGGAGAAAAAACAUGUUUGUGUACCGAUUGUGGCAGAAGCUUCUAUUCUGCCUCUGAACUAAGCAGACAUCGGAGAAUUCACACUGGAGAAAAACCCUACAUCUGUGACAAGUGCAGGAAAAGCUUCUCUAGCAUCUCAGACCUCAGCAGACAUCAGAGAAUCCACACCGGUGAGCGAUCUUAUGAAUGUCCCAGUUGCAGGAGAGGCUUCACCCAGAAAUCACACAUGAUUACUCAUCAGAGAAUCCACACUGGAGAAAAACCAUUCACAUGCCCGGAAUGUGGAGAAAGUUUCAGUAUAAAGUCAGGCCUACAAAGCCAUCAGCGAGUACACACAUCAGAAAAGCCUUAUGUCUGUGUGGUAUGUGAGAAGAGCUUUGGCUGGGCCUCUGUUUUGCUCAGACACCAGAGAAUUCACACAGGAGAGAAACCCUAUAGGUGCCCUGACUGUGGGGAAAGCUUCACUCAGAGCUCACACCUUAGCAGUCAUAAGCAAGUCCACAUGACUGAGAAGCCUUAUGCAUGUCUGGACUGUGGUAAAAGCUUUAGGAGGACCUCAGAGCUCAUUGCUCACCAGAAAACUCACAUGGAGGAGAAGCCGUACCCAUGCAAUCAGUGUUCAAAAAGUUUCAGUAAAAGCUCAGAACUCCUGGCACAUCAAAGAAGCCACAUGGGAGAAAAACCUUUUUCAUGCACAAUGUGCAAAAAAAAUUUCAUUAGGAGUUCACAGCUAAUUGCACACCAAAGAAUCCAUACAGGGGAAAAGCCUUACGCCUGCAGUGAGUGUAGUAAAAGUUUCUGUUACACAUCAAAUCUGAACAGGCAUAAAAAAAUCCAUACAGGGGAGAGAGCCUACAGAUGCUCCACCUGUGGGAAAAGGUUCUCCCAGAGGUCAAACUUGACCAAACAUCAGAGCAUCCACACAGGUGAAAAUCUCUAUAAAUCCAAUGACUGUGGACAAAGCUUUAGCAUUAAAUCAGGCCUCCUUCGCCAUCAGCAAGUUCAUGCAGAAGAGAAAUCUCAAGCAUAUGUCAACACUGGAUGUGAAGACCUUCAUUCAGAUCCCAGCAGUGCUACUAACAAAACUGAGAAUCCACUUGAAAGUGAGCAGUCACCAUAAACACUACAGUGCUAUGAAAUCUACAUGGGGUAGAAACUACUGGACACAACCAAAGAAGACUCUCUGUCUCUGGUAGGCAGCUGGUAGGUUAGAGGCACACAGAGAAUUGGUUCUGAGGAUCAUCUCAGUUGCUUGGCAGUCAUGCAGGGGAUAUGAGGACUCUUCAAGCAUAAAAUUCCAUCUGAUCUAUUCACAGGAUUUUUUUUCUUUAAUCCUUAGUCAGUAUCUUUUAGUAUAAUUUGAAGCAUUUCUUGAGCCAUCUGGAUCGUUCUUUUCAGAAAUUAAAUUUAUUCCAAACA
This is a messenger RNA of Heteronotia binoei (common prickly gecko), 2151 nucleotides long. RefSeq names its product zinc finger protein 345-like. Gene Ontology annotation, biological process: regulation of transcription by RNA polymerase II. NCBI's taxonomy places the organism in Eukaryota, Metazoa, Chordata, Lepidosauria, Squamata, Gekkonidae. Gene Ontology annotation, cellular component: nucleus. The transcript is spliced from 3 exons. Bases 209 to 1852 code for a protein of 547 amino acids. The record is from RefSeq and is a predicted model, not a curated record. Gene Ontology annotation, molecular function: RNA polymerase II transcription regulatory region sequence-specific DNA binding; DNA-binding transcription factor activity, RNA polymerase II-specific.